AUGAAGUUUGAGGAUGUGCUGGCAGAGGUGGGCAGCUUUGGGAGGUUCCAGUUAAUGACAAUCUUCUUGAUGGUAAUUCCUCGUUUGACUUUGGCUCUUCACUUUCUGCUCAAUAAUUUUAUUGCGGUAAUUCCCUCUCACCACUGCAACAUCAGUUCUCUGGAUGAUGGAGGUAUUUUUAGGAAUUUAUCCCAGGCCGAGAGACUUGUUGUUGGUCUUCCAGUCCAAAAGGAUGGGACGCCAAAUUCCUGUCAGAUGUUUGCAGAGCCUCAGUAUCAUCUGCUGCGUAAUUCCUCCAGCAUGGCUGAGCUACCCACAGUGCCGUGUCAGAAUGGAUGGGUGUAUGAUAACACCACUUUCAAUGGGAUCUGGUUUGCGAUAAAAGAAGAGUUAACAAAGCCACCGCCACUAUCUUCUUCAUGGGUGUUAUGUUUGGAGCUGCAGUAUUUGGCAAUCUUAGUGACAGGUAUUGAAUGGGUGGACAUCAAGCAUCGAACUGCAGUGGGCAUUUUAAUAAGCAUGGACUGGACCGUUUCUACAGUUCUGCUAGUUCUUUUGGCCUAUUUUGUGAAUGACUGGAGGUACCUGACUGCCACAGCAACUGCUCCACUUUUGCUAGCAAUUGUUACCUGGUGGUGGGUCCCUGAGUCUGCCAGAUGGCUGAUAAGCAAUAGAAAGGUGAACAGUGCUCAUUUUUACCUGAGCAAGUGUGCAAAAAUCAACGGCAGAGAGCAGGUCAUGGCUGAUCUAAAACCUGAGGUACUGUCUAAAGCGGUACCAAUAGAUAACCAAAGCAAAAAAUAUUCUUAUUUGGACCUCGUGAAGACCCCAGAAAUGAGGAGGCUGACUCUUCUUACCGGCGUUUUGUGGUUCGGAGUGUCUUGUGUCUAUUAUGGAAUCAGCUUAAAUGUUGCUGGAUUUGGUGUAAACAUUUAUCUCACACAGUUCAUCUUUGGCAUGAUUGAAAUUCCUGCAAAGACCUUCAUCUUUUUCACCUUGCAAAAACUAAGCCGAAGGUUGAACCAGGCUGGAACGCUUGGCCUGACUGGACUGUGUUUAUUCUGCAACAUGUUUGUCCCACGAGAUAUGACACUCUAUCGCACAACUGUCGGAACUUUGGGAAAGAUGUCCGCAGAGGGAGCUUUUACAAUUGUAGUUUUGUACACAUCAGAGCUCUACCCUACAGUAAUGAGGCAGAGCGGAUUGGGUUACAGCUCCUUUGUGGCCCUCAUAGGUGUGUCUCUGUCCCCUCUGAUUAUGGUUCUUGAAGACGUGUGGCUGUAUCUACCAAGUACUGUUUUCACCUUCCUGGCCUUUGCUGCUGCUCUGUCAGCGUGUUUACUUUCAGAGACCCAAAAUGUUAAUCUACCAGAAACCAUUGAAGAUGUGGAACAGACAAGAGGCCGAUUAGUCUGAACAUCUGAGGAGACUUCUGCUGUUUAAUUGUUUUCUUUAUGGCAAUGUAUAGCUUCCAAGCUGGAUGAUCAUUGAUUGCAACAUGUUUAAAUAACAAAACUGAAACCACCCCAAUCUGUCUUACUUAAGCAAAAUUUGCAUACAAUAUGCUGUUUAUUAACA
Molecule: messenger RNA, 1578 nt
Organism: Plectropomus leopardus (leopard coralgrouper)
Lineage: Eukaryota; Metazoa; Chordata; Actinopteri; Perciformes; Serranidae
Source: RefSeq, a predicted model, not a curated record